AUGAAAGUAUUGUUUGUCUCAGGCGUGGGGAGGGCGUGCAUCCUCCUCCUACCUGUAAUUUCCUGUCUUGGCCAGCACCGUCAGCGUCGCCAAGAAGACAAUCAAGCCAGCCAAGCAUGCAUUGAGUCUGAACCUGUGGCCAUCACGGCCCCUAAAGAAAAUAUCUGGAGUGACCUAACCCGCUCCGAGACAGCUUCGGUCCCAUUUGGGAUAACAAGAUUCGGCCUGCUACUAAUCACCAACCUGACGACUUGGAAGCCUUAUGAUUAUAUUCUUACUCGAAAGACGGACGGCAAGGUCCCCAAUCUGGGAGCAGACAUGUUCGUAGUUUUGAAUGAGUGGAUUCCCUUAAUUGGGGCUACUAUCGCCGACAUUACUAUGGACCUAUGGAACGGUACUGUAAUGGGCCGUGAUAACGACACGCUGUACGUCUGGAUCGAAGGUUGGUUUUAUAACAACGUCUUCUACAAGACAACUGAGAAAUUCCGCACGGCAUGCUGGGCAGGUCUCCCCAAGAUACCAGCGAACUAUGAGGGAAACUGGACUAGAACGGACCAGCAAGGUCCCGUCAUGCCUUAUGACACGAUGUCGCCGCCUGUGAUCCAGUUCAGUCUAGCACGGCGUAUCUGGACUCGGAAUUUGACUUUGGCGUUUAUGCCUUUAAAGCUGGUGAACGGCUAUGAUUGCCCCGAUUACGCCACUUAUUUGAAUACGAGCUUUUACAAAUCGAGUCAACCCAUAUUCACCUCAGCAGCAUUUUCCUGUUUGAGUUCAUGGGCGAUUACCCGGUACAACGCCAUUCUAGCAGCGACUAUGUUUCCGUUACGAAAAACACAUACUUUAGUCUACGUGGCAGCAUACACGAUCACGUCCUUAAUUUCAAAGCUGACUUCGAUAUUUUGGGACAGCGCAACCCAGGUGAUUGUCGUGAACACGGACGAGCCAAAUCAAUGGGGCGAGUACCGGGGAUAUCGGGUCGCGCCCACCUCAGGAACGGCCCACCUUACGGUGUUGAACUCGUGGACACUCGUCGAAGCGGCACAUUGGGCCGAGUUCGAUGUGCAGGUGACGCGGCAGAAAGACACGGAGCCCCUUUCUGCUCACCCCUACGACAAGAAUGCAGUCGAUGAAACCCCAAUUAACUUUGACCGCUUUUUCGACGACGAAUCGCUGAGGCAGGAAGAUCUGGUCCUUUGA
Molecule: messenger RNA, 1197 nt
Organism: Colletotrichum graminicola M1.001
Lineage: Eukaryota; Fungi; Ascomycota; Sordariomycetes; Glomerellales; Glomerellaceae
Exons: 8
Coding region: 1-1197 (398 amino acids)
Biological process (GO): amine metabolic process
Cellular component (GO): plasma membrane
Molecular function (GO): quinone binding; copper ion binding; primary methylamine oxidase activity
Source: RefSeq, a predicted model, not a curated record